Messenger RNA from Daucus carota subsp. sativus, 1506 nucleotides. Its product is annotated as serpin-ZX. Gene Ontology annotation, molecular function: serine-type endopeptidase inhibitor activity. The coding region runs from base 23 to 1189 and encodes 388 amino acids. The record is from RefSeq and is a predicted model, not a curated record. The transcript is spliced from 2 exons. NCBI's taxonomy places the organism in Eukaryota, Viridiplantae, Streptophyta, Magnoliopsida, Apiales, Apiaceae.
AUCAUUUCUAUUAUUCUAUGACAUGUCAAUGGCUCAACAAGAACAAGUUGAUGUUUCACUGACCCUGUCAAAGCACAUUCUUUUAAACUAUGGCAAAGAUUCAAACCUCGUCUUCUCUCCAAUUUCCAUACAAGUUAUUCUUGGCUUGGUUGCAGCUGGUUCGAGCGGCCAAACCCUUGAUCAACUUCUCUCUUUUCUUAAAGCCAGAACUAUAGAUGAGCUUAACUAUCUUUAUUCAAGUAUCGUCGAUCGGGUUUUCGCCAAAGAUUCCUCCUCCAGUGGUCCUUGUUUGUCCUUAGCCAAUGGUGUUUGGCUUCAGAAGUCACUCACUCUCAAGCCUUCUUUCAAAGAGGUUGUUGAAACUGUGUACAAAGCGGCAUGUGGUCAGGUUGAUUUUCAAAGCAAGGAGGAAGAGGCGAGAAAUGUAGUGAAUUCCUGGGCUGAAAAGGAGACCAAGGGCCUUAUCAAAGAGCUAUUUCCUGCUGGAUCAUUUGAUAGCUUAACUAGGCUUGUUUUUGCCAACACCCUCUACUUCAAAGGAGCAUGGAGUUGCGAGUUUGAUGCAUCCAAAACAAAACACUUUGAUUUUCACCUCCUUAACGGUGACAGGGUUCAGGUUCCUUUUAUGUCCAGGAAUGAGGAGCGAUAUAUCAGUAAAUUCGAUGGAUUCAAAGUGUUGAAGCUUCCUUAUGGUAAUGGUGGGAUCCAAAGUUCGGACAAGCAUUCCUUUUCCAUGUACAUAUAUCUCCCAGAUGCGAAUGAUGGGCUGCCAGCACUGAUAGAGAAAGUUGGGUCAGAAUCUGGAUUCCUCGACAAAUAUAUUCCAUGGAUGGCAGCCAAUGGUGGGAACUUCUGGAUUCCAAAAUUUAAAUUUGAAUAUGCAAUUGAAGCGUCAGCGGCUUUACAGAGUCUUGGGCUGGUCUUGCCCUUUAAACCACGAGUUGGUUGCACCGAGAUGGUGUAUGAUCCUAGGCCUCUCCAUGUCUCAAAGAUAUUCCAGAAAUCCUUCAUUGAAGUUGAUGAAAGAGGCACCGAAGCUGCGGUUGCAACUGGUUCUGGUUUCAGGAGGUUAUGUUAUUAUGUUGUUGACUUUGUUGCAGACCACCCAUUCUUGUUCGUCAUCAGAGAGAAUAAUACUGGAAUUGUGCAGUUUAUUGGACAAGUGCUAAAUCCCUCAAUUAGUACUUGAACUGCUUGCUAGUCUCUUCUUGCUCGUGAACCUCCUUUCAGCGAUCUAGAUUAACUGGUGCAUGCAUGGUUAGCUGCUGCAGGAGUCUAUAGUAGUACUCUCAGUUGGCCUGCUUUCCUAUAAGUAUUAUUAUAAUGUUUGUGUCUAGCUUUUGUUGUCCUGGUUUAGUCUCUUUGUAUAGCCUGGAGUUAACCUCUUUUCAAGGGCUUAGUUUUCUCCUGGCUCCCUUCUGCUGUAUCCUAAUGUUAGAACUAUUUCUUUUAAAUUUUAAACUUAACUAAUUUAAUUUUUGAAUCAACUCUAUAAAUUUUCAAUAA